Messenger RNA from Orcinus orca (killer whale), 2247 nucleotides. RefSeq names its product high mobility group protein B1-like. The transcript has a single exon. Gene Ontology annotation, biological process: regulation of transcription by RNA polymerase II. The record is from RefSeq and is a predicted model, not a curated record. Gene Ontology annotation, molecular function: DNA binding, bending. Lineage: Eukaryota; Metazoa; Chordata; Mammalia; Artiodactyla; Delphinidae.
UAAAUUCUUUUGGUCUGGCUCCCGCUCUCACAGCCAUUGCAGUACAUUGAGCUCCAUAGAGACAGCGCCGGGGCAAGUGAGAGCCGGACGGGCACUGAGCGACUCUGUGCCUCGCAGAGGAAAAAUAAUUAAGCAUGGGCAAAGGAGAUCCUAAGAAGCCGAGAGGCAAAAUGUCAUCAUAUGCAUUCUUUGUGCAAACUUGCUGGGAGGAGCACAAGAAGAAGCACCCAGAUGCUUCCGUCAACUUCUCAGAGUUUUCUAAGAAGUUCUCAGAGAGGUGGAAGACCAUGUCUGCUAAAGAGAAAGGAAAGUUUGAAGACAUGGCAAAGGCGAACAACGCCCGUUAUGAAAGAGAAAUGAAAACUUAUAUCCCUCCUAAAGGGGAAACAAAAAAGAAGUUCAAGAAUCCCAAUGCACCCAAGAGACCUCCUUCGGCCUUUUUCUUGUUUUGUUCUGAGUAUCGUCCAAAAGUCAAAGGAGAACAUCCUGGCCUAUCCAUUGGUGAUGUUGCCAAGAAACUGGGAGAGAUGUGGAAUAACACUGCUGCAGGUGACAAGCAGCCUUAGGAGAAGACGGCUGCUAAGCUGAAGGAAAAGUACGAAAAGGAUAUUGCUGCAUACCGAGCUAAAGGGAAGCCUGAUGCAGCAAAAAAGGGAGUCGUCAAGGCUGAAAAAAGCAAGAAAAAGAAGGAAGAGGAGGAAGAUGAUGAUGAUGAUGAAUAAGUUGGUUCCAGCAGUUUUUUUUUUCUUGUCUAUAAAGCAUUUAACCCCCCUGUACACAACUCACUCCUUUUAAAGAAAAAAAUUGAAAUGUAAGGCUAUGUAAGAUUUUGUUUUUAAACUGUGCAGUGUCUUUUUUUGUAUAGUUAACACACUACCAAAUGUGUCUUUAGAUAGCCCUGUCCUGGUGGUAUUUUCAGUAGCCACUAACCUUGCCUGGUACAGUAUGGGGGUUGUAAAUUGGCAUGGAAAUUUAAAGCAGGUUCUUGUUGGUGCACAGCACAAAUUAGUUAUAUAUGGGGAUGGUAGUUUUUUCAUCUUCAGUUGUCUCUGAUGCAGCUUAUACGAAAUAAUUGUUCUGUUAACUGAAUACUACUCUGUAAUUGCAAAAAAAAAGAAAGAAGUUGCAGCUGUUUUGUUGACAUUCUGAAUGCUUCUAAGUAAAUACAAUUUUUUUUAUUAGUAUUGUUGUCCUUUUCAUAGGUCUGAAAAUUUUCUUCUUAAGGGGAAGCUAGUCUUUUGCCCAUUUUGGAUCACACGAAUUAUUACAGUGUUUAUCUUUCGUAUAGUUAGCUGAUAAAAAGCUUUUGUGUACAUACCCUGCAUACUCAUGAUGAGGGUAAUAAAAGUUUAAUUGAGACAGUUUUCAUCCGUAACUGAAACUCAAAUCUUUAUCGGUUGAUAUCACAUUUCACAUAGCCCAGGUUCAUUUACAAAGUGAAGAGUAACCAAUCUACUCACAGCAUGGGAUUAUUAGAAUCAAACAUUUUGAAAGUCUGUCCUUGAAGGACUAAUAGAAGAGUAUGUUCUAAUCUUUACAUGAGGACUCUACAUCCUUUAACUCCCAUUACCAUGUAAUGGCAGUUAUAUUUGCAGUUCCCACGUUUAAGACUGAGAAUGUAUCCCCAAAAGCGUGAGCUUGAAAUACAAGACUGCCAUAUUACGUUUUUUUGUUGUUGUUAAUAUUAGUCCCAAAAAGGCUCUGGAGAAAAAGUGCUGGCUGUAAAUGUCUUCUCCUAUUUAUCUAAAUAUGGAUUGUUUAGGAAACUUGAGAUCCUCCAUUAAAGGUAUUUUUAAUUAAUUGGGCCAACUUUUAAAAUUGUAUACCACAUUUUAAAUCAGGUAUAUUUUCCUAUAUUAUGGUUUGCCCCUUUAUAAAUGAAAUAGACAUGAGGGAAGAAGACAAACUUUGUCUUUCAGUGUGAAUUACCUGAUUUAUUUGAAUUUGAUUUUUCUUUACAAAACUCAAGCUCAUUCAUCAGGGUCAUAUGUUUAUCUGCUUAACAGUUUAGGGAACAAUUUGGCAAUUUUGUGGUUUUUGAGAUUAUCGUUCUCUUAAAGUGCCAGUGUUUUAAAAUAGUGUUCUUGUAAUUUUACAUGCUUUUGUGAUGGAGUGCUGUUUUGUUAUAUAAUUUUGACUUGGAUUCUUUCCAUUUGCAUUUGUUUUAUGUAAUUUCAGGAGGAAUACUGAACAUCUGAGUCCUGGAUGAUACUAAUAAACUAAUAAUUGCAGAGGUUUUAAAAAAAA